AUGAUCGUCCCAUCGCUAUUAUUUCUCGUUGCGGUCGCCUACGCCAAUGAAGAUGAAGGUUGGCAGGAGAAACGCGCCGUAAUGCCAUUUUCUGGUGGACUUUAUGGAAAACGAGCUGUAAUGCCAUUCUCUGGUGGUCUCUAUGGUAAACGAGCAGCGAUGCCAUUUUCAGGCGGGUUAUACGGUAAACGAGCCGACCGAUAUAUUCGAUCACCGAUGCCAAUAUCUGGAGGUAUUUUCGGCUAA
Haemonchus placei is the source of this 246-nucleotide messenger RNA. NCBI's taxonomy places the organism in Eukaryota, Metazoa, Nematoda, Chromadorea, Rhabditida, Trichostrongylidae. The record is from the annotation of a GenBank genome assembly.